This is a messenger RNA of Alosa sapidissima (American shad), 10234 nucleotides long. RefSeq names its product matrix-remodeling-associated protein 5. The transcript has 7 exons. Gene Ontology annotation, molecular function: protein binding. NCBI's taxonomy places the organism in Eukaryota, Metazoa, Chordata, Actinopteri, Clupeiformes, Clupeidae. Gene Ontology annotation, cellular component: extracellular region. Bases 3353 to 9733 code for a protein of 2126 amino acids. The record is from RefSeq and is a predicted model, not a curated record.
AGCGGUUUGAAGGGUUCUUAAGGUUAGGGCUGUGAGGAUUUACACGCGCUACUAGCAUGCUAGCUCAGUUCGUCUCCGUUACAUAGGCAAAUGAGGGAACACAUCAUCUAAAUCCCUGAGUUGAGUAACAGCCAAGCUCACUGUGCUCUUGCACAAUUCAUAGGCCCGGAGAUGCUCAUAAUACCAUGCAAUCAGUUACUUGCAGAUAAACAAAACAUCACUGUUAACCACCAAGAUUUCAUCAAUCUGUUUGAACUCUGGAAGCCCUGUACAUGACCCCACAGAAAUCACCAUACCAGUUGCAUACUUAAUGCCAUCAACAUGAACAGAUGAUGUUUUAAGAACUGUACUUUGAGUAGUCUGCUUUGACAACUGAUGCUGUACACCGUCUGGGAGAGAAGCAACCUCUACACUCUUCACUUUGUUCACUUCUAAACUUGGUAAGAAAAAUUAGGCUGAAUCUAAAAAAAUCUAAGCCAUCAUGCUCUGGUAUUGCUCAGCUAAAGUUAGCGGGACGUUCAUGAAGUGUUGGGCUUCACGGAUGACUCGUUUGAAAAAUGUGUGUUUUCCCUCAUAUCUCAUUGUCCACAUAUCGACAAGUGGCCCAAAAACCUUAUAGAGAUACUGCUCCAAGUAGAGAUGUUUUGGACGAAGCUUGGAGUUUGUGAAAACUUUUUGAAGCAAUUGCCUGUGUCACAUCAAUACAUUCCUCAGUGAAUCUACUUGACAAUGCCAAUUCAAGAAUAUCUUUUACGUUCAUUAACAUCUCCCAUGUUUCCUUAUUCACAGGGACAUGAUGGACCAUCAUAAGAGGAAGCAAUCUCAUAAAGGUCCAGUUCUCAUGUCCAUGUCCUCCAAUUCUCUGCUUGGUGUUAAAUGUCUUGGGAAUUAACUGAGACCUGUUUGUUCUGUCUAAAAAUGUGUAGUGUAGCUGGAUUGCGUUAUUCAGUGAGUCCAGUGUGGAAAUAAUGCUUCUUAAUGAGAUCACUCACUGACAAUUUAAAUGAGACAAUGCCCUCCAAAAGAUCAUGGAGUAUAUCAGGAGGGAAGCCUUCCACAACAUGGAAAUGUUCCAAAUGAGUACUCAGAGCACAACCACCUUUCACGUUUUGCCAUGCAUAAACGACAAAAUCUGUUCACAAUAAAACUCUCCUGAAAUCCUGCUAAUGCAUGGGCAGCUAGGUUGUCUGCAGCUAUAUACAACACUGUCCCUUUCACACUUUCACCUCUGCACAUUCCAUGUUUCUCAAGUAAUAGUAAAUCCUGAAAAAGUGGACGAAGGACAUCUACGAACCCAUACUGCUUGACUGUGUUGACCUUGCAUAAGAGGGCGAGUUGUAUUGCAUGAAGGGAAGAGUGGUAUUUGGGUGCAACAUUAGCAAGGACCAAUUAGAAAGCACAUACAGUAUCUUGUGCUUUUUUAGAUGUCCCCAGGGGGUUUACUACCUUGUCGAUGUACAAACUAGGGGCAAUCCUAAAUUCACCCUCUGUCAAGAGAGUGAUCUCUUUAAAGCGAGAACCAUCUUUGUAGCUACUUAAUACACUCACCUGUGCACUAUCAGAGAGGAGAGCCUUAUCCAAAAUGUCAUCUUUGCUAAGCAAAGUUUGGAGCAUUAUCAGAAUGGGAAACUACAGUAUUACUAAAGAAAAAAUCUGGACAUUAUCUGAACUGCCUUGUUGUUUUAUAUUAGAUCCAGGACUUCAGGCUGCCUAUAUGAAAUGUCUUGCUUAAUUAACUUCCAAAACACUACAUUAUAUAAAGUAAUAGAGGAGUCUACCUUGUGAAGAAUGCUUUAUUUGCAUGUUCCCUUCACUGUUCCACUGGGCAAAAGACAGUAACAGUAACUUCCAUUGUUUUGAUAGGUAUGACAACAUUGAGGUGCCAUUGUGGGUGGGGUUUAGGACAACAUAGAGGGGCUAUCAGCCUGAUAAUUGGGGGAAAAAAUGUUGAUCCCCCAAUUUAUCACCUGUAAGCUUGAAUAUCACCUUAUCUUGGCCUGUCUAGUGGGAUUGUGGCUCUUGUAUUUUGAAGUCCUCUUUUGUUAAAAGAGAUCCUAUUCUACUUUCUUUGUCUUGACCCACUUUACUCCUUUCCAUCCUUGUGCCCAAAUUCCCGGGUGAGGAGAGAUCAGUUUGUCUUCUAAAGAUAUGUUUGCUAUCCUGAGCACUAAGCAGUUGGAGAAAUGACUCCCAGAGAAACUAAGAAUGACAUUCAAGAUAUCUGGGGUACAAAAUGGGAAAACGGGAUGUAAGAAAGUCGUGCACAGAAUAGAUCAUAAAUCAAUUUGGUGCCGUUUUCUGUCUUCAGUAGAGCUGUGUGCUUGGAUUACACACACGCACGCACACACACACACACACACACACACACACACACACACACACACACACACACACAAUGCCCUUAGGUUGUUUGGCCUGUCAUUAAGAUGUUAAGCUUAUCUGAGAGUAAACUUAUCCUAGGCAUUGUGUAUUAUGCUCAUUAAAUCAACCUCAAACUGCUUCUUUGCCAGGGUCCCCCAUUGGUACUAACACUAACUCUUCUCUUACCUUGACCCCCACUGACACCAUACAGUCACACUGCACUACUAAGAGAUAUGUGAUUACAUAUCUAUUCCAAUUUUUUGUCACUUAUGGUUGUCUGUCUCGUUCUAACAUAUAUAUUUAUUGUGUUAUUGUAUUUAAUGUAUUCAUUAUUGUAUGUCAUGCACCUUGAGAACAAAACACAUUCCUCGUAUGUGAAAACAUACUUGGCAAUAAACCUGCUUCUGAUUCUGAUUUGCUGACAUAUGCAUUCAAAUCUAUAUGUCAUAAUUCUUUUCCAGUUCUGUUUAGUUGCGUUUCAAACAACAUUCUUUAAAGCCAUACCAUUUUCUACAUGGGUCAGUCAAUUCCCUCAGCCAACCUAAUGCAUUCACCAUGUGUUUUAAAGAAAACCCUGUAUUCCAGGCUACCAUUACCAGAUGGAUUUUAGUUCUUGCAAAACUCUUGCUCAAUUGUGUUGAUACCUAGAACUCUAGUAUAUAAUAUACUAGAGUUAUACUAGAGUAUAAUUGAUAGUAUGUAUGUCUCAGAAAGCAAAUAAGCAAGUAUGUCAUUUAUAGGUAAUACAAAUGUAUGUCAAUAAAUACGAGAGAAAAUAGAAAAACUUAAUCACUAAUCCAGAUGUGACUUUUCUGAAAGGGCUUCUUGAGUUAGUGCUGAUGUUUUUCAGUGGGAGUUCUGUUUCCUCGUCUGAGUCCAACCAGACCUCAUUUCAGUUCCAAGUGAACAAAGCAGAGUUUUUACCAAAAUCUAUAUUCAUGGAACUAAUAUCUGCAAAGAUUUGAAAGUGAUAUGAUGACAUGAAACAAAGAUGGCUGUCUUGUGUGUUUCAUCUGUCUUUCUGAUGUCAUCCAUGCUGUUCCUGUUUCUCUCUCCUAUCAUACCGAAUGCUGAGGCUUCAUGUCCAAGAUCCUGUAACUGUCCAAACACAAGGGAGGUGCACUGCACCUUCCGUCACCUUACAUCUCCCCCUUUCAACCUGCCAAGGGACAGUGAGCGUAUUAAUCUAGGUUAUAACAGUCUCAAAGGUGUGACCGCUUCGGAUUUUGGAAAUCUUUUAAAGUUGGAAAUGCUCAUGCUCCAUGGAAAUGAUAUCAAAUUUGUGGGACCAGGAACAUUUUAUAAUUUACGCCAUUUACAGAUCUUGAAGCUGAGUUACAACAAGUUGAAGACCAUCUACCAGGGCAUGCUUGAGGGAAUGAAAGGCCUUGUUCGUCUUCAUCUAGAUCACAAUCUCAUUGAUUUCAUAGAGCCCUUUUCUUUUAAUGGACUCACAUCACUAAAACUGUUACAGCUGGAUGGGAACCAGUUAAGAGACCUACAUCCCCACACAUUUGUCACUCUCUCUUUUCUCGGACAUUUCCGAAGCUCUGGCCUUCAUCACCUCCAUAUUGCAGAUAAUAAUCUGAAAUACCUUUUGCCUGGCAUUUUGAGGCCAUUGAGCAAACUGGAGAGCCUCUCUGUACAUGAAAACCCGUGGAUAUGUGACUGCAACUUAAGAUGGCUGUUAGAGUGGAAUAAGAAGCACAUGGGUGUAAUUCAUUGCAAGAAGGAUUCUGGUGACGGUGUAAAUUGUGCCACAUGUGUCUCACCACAACUCCUGAACAACAGCCAAGUCUUCCAGCUAAAAUCUGAACAGCUUGAUUGCAAACGUCCCUCCAUAGAUUCCCCAUUGAAAACUGGAGAGAUAAGCCACUGGGAGGGUACUGAGCCAGACCUUCCAUAUAUCAAAGAUCUUGAGCCACCACUGGGCCAUCUUACAUUUACAUUGUCAGACAGUCAUGGGAAUGUAGCACAUGUCGCCUGUGAAGUAAGUCGACCAUCAGAGAGCACAUCAGUGAUAUGGGAGACCCUCAAGAACUCUGAAAUCAUAGUGAAUGUGACAUUGAUGAGCCACCUGGAGUGUGACAUUGACAGGGAUGAGCUGCACAACAUGUGGAGGCUUAUUGCAUAUUACUAUGAGAGUCCUGCUUUAUUAGAACGAGGUGCAAAACAUGAGAACACUUCCAAGAUUGUUUUUCAGUAUUCCCAAGCAGUUGAUGAGGAUUCUUCAUAUUUCACAGACCUUAAAGGACACAUAAUGGCUGAACCCUCAUGGCUGUUACAACCAAGAAUUACACUCCAGCUUAACCGACGCAAAACCACAACAAAAAAGCUUGUUUUAAACUUCAGCACAUUCCUCACAAGUCACAAAGAAACAUAUGACAAAGUUAUGUCAUCCUGGGCUGUGAUACAACGAGGAAUAGCAACACAAAUCAAGUCAGUCGUUCAGGGAUCUAAUGUGACUUUUGAGUGUAAUGUACACAGCUCAGGACAGCAACACGUGGAAUGGAUGCUCCCUGACUUGAUGCUGCUUGAAAAUGUUGAUUCAGAAAAUAUCGUAACUGAGGACAAUAAAUUACAUAUUAAGAAUACGACUGUCUCGGAUUCUGGUCUUUAUCACUGCUUAGUCAAGACUGAAAUGGAUGUGGAUACAGCGUCCUUCCGGCUAGCUGUCAGAGAACAGCCAAAGCAAAGUGAUCUAAAUGGCAAGAGGAUUUCUUUGGACAGUGGGGGUGUGCUUACACUCGACUGUUCAGUGUCAUCACCUCAUCCGAGUGAAACCAGCUGGUAUCUCCCUAAUUCCAAGAUCCUUACAACCUCACAGCCCAAGGGGAGAGUGUCUAUGCUUCAGAAUAAUACCCUAGUUCUAAAAAAUGUCAGCCAUGAUGAUACUGGAGUAUAUAGCUGCUUGGCAGUAAAUCUCUAUGGAGUUGAUAUGCUUUCACAUCUUCUUGUUGUCACAGGUGAAAGAAUGGGAAAGAGAGAACAAGUCAGCAUAAAUGAAAAUGAAUCUCCUCUGUCUGAAACUAAGACUGAACAUGAGGGAUCAGGUUAUGAAGAGACAGAGUAUCAAUUUCCAAAACAACAAAAAACCUUUGGGAAAGAAAGAUGGCCUGGGAUUUCCAGAGGUGGGAAGGGAAACCGAGGGAAGCACAGCUCCAGGAAGGUGAACAAAAUUGUACAAGAGAUGGGCUCCACGUAUAGGGCAAAGAAAGUGGAAAAAGUCAAUGCUAAAGGUCCAUCACUGCCACCAAAUACCCAGACAACAACAAUGACAUCACAAACAAAUGUCACUAGUGUAAUUACCACCAACACAUAUACAAUAGAUAAAAUUAAUAGCACAGCUCUUGAACAUGAAUCAAAUCAAAAUCAAAACCUAGGUUCAACAGUUAUGAAAACUAAAAACCAUCACACAGGUUAUUCAGAGUUUCCUGGAGGAAACAAUGACACAGCAACACUUCAGUCAAAAUCUGAGAACAGGAUUGAAAUCAAGUUGAGGAACAGAUUAAGCAUAAAGUCAAAUUUAACACAAAUACGGAGACCCCCACCUUUAAGACGCAGAAGACCACCACUGCGAAGAAUUCACCCUAACAGAUAUAUUCCUGAUUCUAAUAAGAACAUAACAACUGAGACCUCAAUAAAUGCAACAUCUUGGAGUAAAACAAAAGACAGAUAUCACAUAAAUUUAGCACCUACAGAUAGGAAUAUUGAAAAAUAUCCAUUUAGAAGUGGGGAUAUAAAUUCUCCAGCAACUACAAAUCUCCUACAAUCUCAUGAGCGCACGAAAGAUGGAGUGCACACUACAAAUGCAGCUAUUAAUUAUACGACUAAAUAUGUAACAUUUUUAAAUGAGAGCAUAAGUCUAAUAUCAAAAAAUGAAUAUAAUGUUUAUUCAAAAGGGAAACAUGUAAAUGAUACAAAUAAUGAACAUGUAAAUAGUAAGAACAUAAAUAUCAAAAGAAAUAACCACAAAGAAAAUACAUUGCUUUCCACAUCAACAACUUUCUGUCCAAGAAAAAAUGAGACCACCAUUACUAUGCCUUUAUCUGCUACAACUCUGAACACUGUUGGCUUGACACGGCAGCCAUCUAGAAACUUCCAACAAUGGACCUCUUUUAUGACCAGUCGUCCAGAAAUUGUAAACUGGUCUCCAAGACCCACAACUUCCAUCCAUAACACUGUAAAUGGCCGGACCAUUGCAUCUCAUCGAACUCAUCAUUCAUCUUCAUCCAGUGACAAGGACCUGUUGCUGCUCUCCAGACUCCGCAAUCGAUACAGACAGUCACAGUUAAACUCUCUUCUCUUGAAGUUUGGGAAGCUUGUCACCCCAAAGCCACAGAUUAUCAUGCCCACUCCCAUAUCUAAGCAGACCCCUAAAGUUGACCAUCCCUACAAGCCUAUAACACCUUCCCCUACCCCAGUCGCCACUUACACUAUAUACUCCACAGCUAGUGGAUUGAAGCCACAGAUUGUAUCUAUAAAUACAGUUGUGGUUUCCGCUCCACCUGAAACAGAUGUGACUCUUCCAUGCCAGGCCACUGGUAAUCCUAAACCUACGAUUUCAUGGAAGAGGGUGUCUACAGGUGCUACAAUUCAAGCAGGUAUAAAAUAUGAGGAAAGUUUAGGAAAGUUUGAAGUUUUUCAAAAUGGCACUUUUGUGGUCAGAAGUCUUCAGCCAGAGGACGAAGGACAGUAUCUGUGUUCAGCACAAAAUAUAUUUGGUGCAGCCCAUAGUGUGGUCACUCUACUUGUUGUGGCUCAGACUCCAAAAAUUGUAAAUCCACCCUCAAGAGAUUUUUCUGUGUAUCUAGGCAAGUCAAUUAACCUGCACUGCAUUGCACUGGGAAAACCCAAAGCACACAUUUCCUGGAUUCUUCCUGACAGGACCUUACUGCAAGAGGUGGGAACAAAUGCAAUAGGCUCACUUUUUGCUAACGGCACACUGAACAUUCCAUCAGUAAUUCUUUCAAAUCAAGGGUACUAUAAAUGUAUUGCCAGCAAUGCAGCUGGGGAAGAUACAAUUACCUAUAACAUCAAUAUUAUAUCUUCACUGCCGACCAUCAAUGAGGAAGCAAUUGAAAGCCUGGCAAUAUCUAUUGGAACAAGUAUCUAUGCGAACUGUACAGCAAUGGGGAGACCCCAACCAGUCAUUAAAUGGAUUCUUCCCGAUGGGACAAGCUUAAAACCCACUCAACUGCUUAAGCAACGUUUCUUUGUCUUUCCUAACGGAACACUCUACAUCAAAAGUGCCUCAGUGACCGACGGUGGAAAAUAUGAGUGCACAGCUACCAAUGCAGUGGGCUCUGUCAAGCGGUUAUUUCUGCUUGAUACAAAACAGAACUCAUACCUCCCAAAAAAGCAACAGCAACAACAACAUAAUGUUUCUGCCAUGUAUGGCUCAAAAAUAUACUUGCACUGUUCUUAUCCAGCAACAAUUUGGAGAUUGCCAUCCAAGACACUUCUCUCACAUCAUUACAGCCCUGAAAGAUUUAUCACUGCUUUCCCUAAUGGAACCCUAAGAAUCCAACAACUGACAGGAAAGCUUGCAGGCACCUACAUGUGUAUCUCUCAGAAGUCAAAUGGUGAGGAUAUACAAUACUUUCAAGUAGAGGUCUUCAUGAAGGCUCCCAAGAUCGAAAACACACAAGUCCCACAGAGAAGUGUCAUACAUGGUAAAAAACUCCAGAUGGACUGCUUAACUUCUGGUGUACCAAACCCUGAGGUAUCCUGGAGCCUUCCAGAUGGCACAGUUGCCAACUCUGCCUUUCAGUCACAUGACAACAGAAGCCAUUCACAUUAUGUCACCUUUAGCAAUGGCACACUAUUACUGAAACAGAUUAGCAAAAAGGAUGAGGGGGACUAUAUAUGUUAUGCUAAAAAUGCACUAGGGGAAGAUGAGAUGAAAGUGAGUGUCAGAGUGGAAUCUCCCAUGAUUGCCUUCAAGAACAAGGUUUCUGUGUGGGCUGAACUUGGGAAGCAGGCACAUAUGAAAUGUAAAUCUCAUGGAAAUCCUCCCAAUCCAGUGACAUGGCUUUCUCCUAGCAAAAAUGUGAUUUCAUCCACUUCCACCCGUCACCAAAUUCUUAAAGAUGGGACACUAAUUAUCCAAAAGGUCACUUUAAAUGAUGAAGGAAGGUACACUUGUUUUGCACAGAAUUCUGCCAUUAACAGCAUAGAGCUGGAAGUGGAACACAGGGAGCCAUAUAUUAAUGGACACAGGGGUGCACACAGCACACAUGUUUCAGCAGUGUCUUACCAAACUACUCUAAUGGACUGUAAAAGUGAAGGCAAGCCAGAGGCACACAUUAUCUGGACAACAUCAUCUGGCUUGUCCUUGCCACUGCCAUAUGAGGGUGGUAGGUUUCAAGUACAUAAGAAUGGCAGCCUGGAGUUGCGAGGAGUUAGAAAGUCUGACGAAGGUCAGUUCAAGUGUGUUGCAAAAAAUAGCUUGGGAGAAGCUAGUCUCACAGUCACAUUAAAAGUAGAAACACUUGCUGAAAAGCCCAGCUUCUCUAAUCCGAAUAUAGAAGUUUAUCCUAUAAAGUCAGAUGGUAGUGUUAUAACUUUAGAGUGCAUUGCAACUGGUAAGCCAAGACCAAUAUUUGUAUGGAUUCUGCCAAACAAUACUCAGCUGAUUCCAGGCACGAGACUAAACAGGUUUGCACAUGUCAUAGGGAGUGGAAUCCUUCACAUUACCAGCCCUGUGACUACUGAUAAAGGCAUUUACCGUUGCCUGGCAAAAAAUGUGGCAGGGCAAGCUGAGAAACGAUAUGAACUACAAACAGGAAAAAAACCUUAUAUUCGAGGAAAUGGAGGUCCCUUAAAGAUUACUUUUGGGCAGACCCUGAACAUGCCAUGUACUGUUGAAGGUUGGCCAGAGGCCUCAGUGUCUUGGACACUUCCAAAUGGUCUAACUCUGGUCAAGCCACAGAUCACUGGCAGAGUAUUAUUUCUGGAAAACAAUACACUGCAGGUUAAAGACACAGCCACAUUUGACAGAGGAGUUUACACAUGCAAAGCUACUAAUACUUAUGGAUCAUCUUUCUUGUCCUACCCGGUCACAGUCAUGGUAUACCCUCCCCAAAUUACAACUGCACCCCCUUCUGUUAUAAGAGUUUACAAGGGGUCAUCUGUGUCACUAAACUGCAUUGCCAUUGGUAUUCCCAAGCCUGACAUCUCUUGGACUUUGCCCGGACGCACAACACUUGUGCCCAACAGUCGUUUCAUAGCACAAGGCGGAAUUCAUAUGACGGGGGAAGGUAGCCUGGUCAUUCAAAACCCAGGCCUGAUGGACUCUGGAAUUUAUAAAUGUAAUGCAAAAAAUGUACUUGGAACAGAUUUUAAAGCAACAUACCUUCAAGUGGUCUAAGCCAGCAGUAAAGUAGAGUUGUGAACAUAUUGCUUGUGGAUAAAGAAUAUAUUGUGACUGUUUUAAUUGAAAUAAGUGGGUAAAAGCCUCAAGACUCCAAAACACAAUAUUUUCAUGUUUGUAGCAUAGUUGAAUUAAGUUAGAUCCUUGACAUUUUAUCCUUGACAUUUUUUUUCCUUGACAUCCCAAUCCCAAUCUUCACCUCCUCUGUGACCUUCCCUAUGUUAAAUAAGAAUAGCUACUGGUCAGGGGCGCUGUGGAGAAACUGGCUGCAGUGCCUGUGCCACUCUUCAACCCGGCCAUUUCCCGAUAUUCCCAAAAAAUAAUAAAGAAUAGCUACCAGUGUCUAGCAUACUAUUCCUAUACCCAAAUUGAAUCAUGUUACAUGCUACUUAUACUCUCACUGUCUAUUGAUGCUUGUGGUAACACCAUAUAUGUUAUUAUUAAUGCUACGUAACAUACGAUGGUAAUCUGGUAAUAUUAAAAAGCUCACAAAAUGAA